Messenger RNA from Malaya genurostris, 11055 nucleotides. RefSeq names its product putative nuclease HARBI1. The record is from RefSeq and is a predicted model, not a curated record. NCBI's taxonomy places the organism in Eukaryota, Metazoa, Arthropoda, Insecta, Diptera, Culicidae. The transcript has 4 exons. Bases 1633 to 2811 code for a protein of 392 amino acids.
UACACUUCUGCUGGCUGCCAGCAUGCUGGUGUCAGUGUACUGCCCUCUUAGGAAAAAAACGUUCAACGGUGGUCCUUCGUUGGUCUAAUACUUUGGAUCAUUGGACCACAGUUGAACGUUUUUUCCUAAGAGGGCAGUGCACUGACACCAGCAUGCUGGCAGCCAGCAGAAGUGUAAACGGGGCAUCAAGGCUUGAAUUGUCUCUGGCUUGUCCACAUAGCACUUAUCUUUGACAGCCCCCCUCAAAGAUAUUAGUCCUACGGCGUCAAAUCACAGCUCCGAGGCGGCCGAACGACAUCCGAAUUUCGACUGAUAAUUCGAUCUUCGAAGACUGUGCGCAGAAGAUCGAUCGUAGCGUUGGCUGUGUGGCACGGAGCGCCGUCUUGUUGGAAACAAAUGGUGUCCAAGUCUUCCUCUUCAAGUAACGGGAAGAAUCAAUCGCUAAUCAUGGCUCGGCAACGGUCGCCAUUGACCGUGGCGACGGCUCCUGCCUCAUUUUCGAAAAAAAAUGGCCCAAUGAUGCCGCCAGACCAAAAUUCGCACCAAACCGUCACUCUCUGAAGAUGCAUCGGCUUCUCCAUGAUAACGUGCGGGUUUUCCGUCCCCCAGAUGCGACAAUUUUGCUUAUUAACAUACCCGCCGAGAUCAAAAUGUGCCUCAUCCGAGAAGAUGAUUUUUUGGCAAGAAUCGGCGUCUUCUUCGAGCUGAUCGCAAGCCCAGUUGGCACUGUUUUCACGCGUUUCUCAAGCGUAUACACAACCAUUUUCGUUCAGCGGAAGGAUGACACUAAGUUUCUGUUAAUUCAGAAGUGACAUUAAGGUUACCAAUGUCGAAAUAACCGUUAGUUCAAAAAAAAACGAGAACGCUGGUCUUACAAGUCAGUUGUCGUAUGUUCGAGCCCCGACCUGGAAGGAUUCUUAUGUCGUUUUUCAUUGAGAACACUCGUGGAGUGUUUUGCUCGAUUCGUGCACUUUUCGUGCAGUCGGGCAAUCAAAACAGGUGCACUGUGUUUCAUUAGCGGCCCUUACACGAUCAUUAAAAGUGUCAUUACUAAAAAGUAAUGACACUUUAAAUGAUCGUGUAAGGUCUACGAGUUCAGUAAUGACACGAGUAAUGAUGGAAUUCCGGAUUUUCCAUCAUUACCAACAUUAUUUCUUCUUCUUAUAUUUUUGUGGAAGUGCUGAAUGUCUUUAGAACUAUACGCGAAAAAAUGACAAAGCGAUUUAAAUUGUUAAUAUUUCAUUAACCUUAACGUUUCAAUGGCAAAUCAAAUUUAUUUUCAGCUAAACGAAAAUAAAAGUAUUGCUAUUGCUAUUGCUGGAGUAGUUACAAACACUCAUCAUUAAUAAUGAACGUGUAAUGCUAAAAAGUAAUGAUGUACAGUAAUGCAGUAAUGACGAGCGUUUGAGCAGAAGUGUCAUUACUUAGUAAUGACACUUUUAAUGAUCGUGUAAGGGCCGCUAUUGAUUUGCACCGCACGAAAAAAAUGCACUUUCGGGGCAAUUCGCGGGCAACUAUUUUGCACCCGUUUUAUUUUCCGAGCAGCAAGCGUGCGAACUAAUACCAACGAAUAUAAACAUAAACGUCAAAACAACGAUUCGUAAAUAUUUAAUUUUUUUUAUACUGUGCGCUAUGGAUCUUGAAAAUUCGAUCUCUAUUCUUUUGGAAUCAUUCAGUUCCGACGAGACCUCGUCAAGCUCUUUUGCAUCUACUUCGUCUGAGGAUUUUAUUUCGGAGGUUGAUGAGUGGUUUGAAGAACACCUCGUCAAAAAUAAAAGAAGAAAGGUUGAAGAUUUUGUUCAUGAUGUGGUUCACAACUAUUCGGAUCUCGCGUUUAAGUCCCACUUCCGUCUCACACGAGCCGCUGUGUAUGGAAUGAUAGAGGAGUUCGCGUCUUCGCGAUUUUUCAAAACGAAAAAAUUUGGAGGACGGCAUGUGGUUCCUGCUGAGACGCAAAUACUGAGUUUUUUAUGGUUUGCGGCCAACAAGGACUCCUAUAGAGAAGUGGGGAAUUUAUUUAACAUUGCCCAAUCAACCAUAUACAGGACAUUUGGGUACAUUAUGGAGUUUGUAUUUGACAUUGCGCCACGUUACAUUAAAUUCCCGAAUACUGAUGUUGAAAAAUUGCAAGCUGCAGAAAGCUUUAGACAGAUUGCUCAGUUCCCAAAUGUUCUGGGAUGCGUUGAUGGAUGUUACAUUCCCAUCAGAAAGCCAGCUCGUAAAAUGGCUCAUACCUAUGUAAAUAGACAUGACCAACUUUCGAUAACAUUGCAAGGUAUAUGCGAUGCUAAAAAAAAAUUUAUUGAUGUGGAUGUUGGCUGUUCCAGUCGAAUGCACGAUGCUCGAAUUUUCGAAAACUCUUUUAUAAGCGAAAAACUACCACAAAUUUGUGGUCAGCAGUUCCACAUCCUAGGUGACGCUGCAUAUCCCCUGCGCGAGUAUCUAUUAGUUCCAUUCAAAGAUUAUGGAAAUCUUAGUGCUGUUCAAAAAAAUUAUAAUUUGAAAUUUACCCAAACACGUGUCACUGUAGAAAAUUCUUUCGGUUUACUUAAGACACGAUUCAGACAAUUAAUGCGGCUUGAUUUUCAUUCUGUAGAAAGAAUGGCUCUGUUUGUACUUGCUUGUUGUGUUUUGCACAAUAUGUGCACAGAUGAAAAUAUUGUUCCUGAUGCUGAGAAUCUGUUACAAGAGAACAUACGUAACGAUAGUCAGCCAGUUAUAAUGGAAAGAUCUCGUCGAAUGGACAUUCGUUCAGCGGCUCUUCGAAGACUGGGAGAGAUUAAACGGAUCGAAAUUGCCAACACGUUUUGAUAUGUAAUCUAUUGCAUCUGUUUAUUAAAACAUUUAUUUAAAAAAGCAUAUUUAAUCCAUCUCGUUGUGUAAUACCAAUAACAUCUCAUAAACUUAUAUAAUUCUUAUAAAUUUCUCUUCAAAGAAAUCGUUCUUCAAUCCGAACAACAGAAAUCAUCUUCGAUUGCAUCAAAUAGAAAUAAUUAUCAGUAUUUUUCAUAGCUAAUUUGUAUUGACAAUAUUUAUUAUAGCAGUAGUCAUAAUUUUUAGUUUGUCUUAAAAUUUGGUCAAUUUAAAGAGCAGAACUGGUGCUUUUCAGCUGGUUCAAUUUUUCCAAAAUUAUUUCUUUAAGCGCUAUAUUUUUCUGCAACAAAACAAGUUUUGCUUGGUGCAUUUCCAUUUUCUCCUUGUGCCUCCUUUCUCUUGAUUCCAGUUGCUCGCGGUGCAUUUUUUCUUUUGCUUUAAUUAACUCGCUGACGAAUGAGGACUUCGAGCCAUGUCCGCUUCUGUAUCCUUUGGAAGAAGUUGAUUUCUGUUCUUGUGGGGACGUUUCUGGAGUCGGUUGCUUUCUUGCGAUUCGAUCCUGGCUCAGAUGCACGUCUGGAACGAUAGAAUCGUCUGCUCGGAUAAUCGCUGCCAUUUCGGACUCAUAAGGGUCGAUGGAUCGUUGAGUUCCGCUGGUUCGAUUAUUCGAUAUGAUGCUUUUUGUUCGUUUGAGUACCGUUUUAUAACGGUUCUCAGCCUGUGAACCGUUGUAACUGGAAUUGAACGUUCUAUUCACUUCAACCGCCAGAGCAUUCCACAUCUCCUUCUUUUUUCUAUAUUUUUUCAUCGGUCCUACGUUUGAUAUAGCAUUGCUGUAUGCUUCCAGCAAGUAUUUUGUAGCUUCAUCGUGUAAGUUGGGUGUGUUGUAUGGUAUGUUUAUUAUACUAGGUUGUAUUGUAUACAAAGGUAAAGAACAAGACAAUGUAAUAGAUAGGUCAAUCAAUACAAGUUACGACAAUACGUUACAUCUUCCUGGUUUAGUAAUAUUCGAAUUCAUUUACUCUCAAAGGUUUCACUGUACGUCCCGAACGAGUUACUGUUGGCGUCACUGUUUCAUCUUCCCUGGAACUACCGUUGAACUGGAGCGAUGAACCUGGAUCCUUAUUGAUACUGAUUUCGGCUGCUACUAUACUUCGAUUUGCGUCGUGGUCCUUACCCGAUGGUUGUACAAUUCCUUGUAAAGUAUCCUCAAACUGAUCAUUCUCACGUAAUUUGCGCAAGUGAUGAACAUUCCUCCUUAAGGUUCUCUCUCCGUCAGUUACUAAGUACGAACGAUUUGCAUCAAGUUGCUUCACUAUAGUUCCAGGUGUCCAUCUUCGCGACGAUUGAUCCUGUAUAAGAACAUUUUCGUGUUCAGCAAACUGUUGUGGUUGUAUGCUUCCUCUGUCCGCGAAAUCUUUCUGAAUCACUCGUUCACGCUCUAAGAGUUGUUGCACGUUUACCGCAACCCUGGGUCUCAGUGCUUCCAAUGUCAUCGGCAUAUUCGAUCGUACCAGACGACCCAUAAGUCUUUCGUUAGGUGAUGGUAUCGAGUUGCUGCGCGGUGUAUUCCGUAUGUGGAGUAACGCUAGACUAAUAUCCGAUUGAUCAUCAUUGCACUUCUUAAGCAUUGAUUUAGCGAUCUGUACAUAUCGUUCAGCUAAUCCGUUAGCUCUCGGAAAAUGAGGACUAGAAGUUUGAUGAUCAAACCCCCAUUUACGACUAAAUUCACGAAAAUCCAUAGAAACAUACUGCGGACCGUUGUCUGUCUCUAAUACUUGGGGAAUACCGUGUACCGAGAACCAUUCUUUCAGUUGCUUAAUGAUGGUUUUAGAUGUCGUUUCUUGCAUUUGUUUGAUGUCAAAAAAUCCCGAAUAACUAUCAACAAGUAAUAAAUAUUCAUUGCCUUUAAAAUGAAAUAGAUCUGAUGCCACUCUUUCAAACGGAAGACCAGGAAUAUCCUUAAGAAGAAUAGUACUUUUUACAUUAUUCCGCUGAUGACGUUGACAAAUCAAACACGCCUCCACCAUUUCCUGAAUGUCAUUACCCAUGCCUAUCCAGAACAGAACCUGUCUCGCUCUUCGAAUGCAGCUCUGUAUUCCUGCAUGACCACUAUGCACCUUUGUAAGCAUAUUCUUCCGCAUCAGUUGUGGAACGAGUAUUUGAUUCGAUUUGAAUAUCAAUCCAUCGUAGACAGCCAACUCAUCUCGAAAACUCCAGUAUUUUCGUAAUUCCGGCAGUAGUUCAAUCUUUGUUUCUGGCCAACCUCGCAUAAUUACUGAUUUCAACGUCUGCAUCUCUGAAUCCAUUUCGGUAUGCUGCUUCAGCUCUUCGCUUGCGGCUUUGGUUACCUGUAAUACCAUAUGAACUUCUAAUUGAUCAUCUUCGUUUUUUGUUGUAGUAUUAUCGACAUCACGACUUAAAAUGUCAGGAAUAGGAAUAUUUGUUCCCUUCACAUACACGACUUUGGGAUUAUAUUGGGCUACUUCCAAUCUAAUUCUACGUAGACGGGGAGGAGCUCGAUCAAGCGGUUUUCGAAAUAUUGAUUCAAGUGGCUUAUGAUCGGUUUCAAUAGUAAGAUUUUUACCGUAUAUGUAUUGAUGGAAUUUCGAACAAGCGAACCGAAUUGCUGUAGCCUCCUUCUCAAUUUGGGGGUAAUUUAGCUCUGAUGAUGUCAAAGCCUUAGAUGCGUAUGCUACUGGGCGAUUUUGUUGUAAUAAAACAGCUCCUAAGGCAUGAGAACUCGCAUCUACUGAGAGUGUUACAGGCAAAUUCACAUCAUAGUACCUAAGUAUGGGAGGUGAUUGCAUGAGAGUUUUUAUUUUCUGAAACGAAUCUUCUUGCUCACUACCCCAUUGCCAAUCAACAUCCUUAACCAAAAGGCUUCUCAACGGAACUGUUACGUCAGACAAAUUGGGUACAAACUUUCCCAUGUAUGUUAUCAUUCCCAGUGCCCUUUGUAGUUCAGAUUUGUUUGAGGGUGUUUUAAGUUUUACGAUGGCUUCCAGUUUUUCAGGAUCAGCUUUCAAACCUCCGCUUGUUAAGAUAUGACCAAGAAAUUUUACACUGCUUUGAUUGAACAAGCAUUUGUCUUUGUUCAGUUUCAAUCCUGCGGCAUGGAGCCUGUUUACAACUUGUUGUGUAAUGUUUGCCAGUUUUACAGUACUUUCUGCGUGAAUUAGAAUAUCAUCCAUCGAGAACUCCACUCCUUCAAUUCCCUCAAGUGUGUCGUGCAUCACUUUUUGAAGCACCUCUGGAGCCGAUGCCAGUCCAAAGGGAAGCCGUUUACAGACAUAUCUACCCCAAGGUGUACCAAAAGCCAAAAAUUUAGAUGUUCUUUCUGUAACCCUGAUUUGCCAGAAACCCUUUUUACAGUCCAGAAUUGUAAAAUACUUUGAAUUUUUUAGUCGGGCUGCUAUCUCCUCCAUAGUAGAGAGAGGGUGGUGCCGUCUUAAUAAAUUAUCAUUUACCUGUGACGGGUCGAUGCAGAUACGUAUCUUAUCUUUUCGUUUCACUAAUACCAUUGCGUUCACCACCGGGGUAGGUGCAUGAACUUUUUCAAUCACUCCGAGACGUUCCAUCGAUUUUAAUUCCUUUUUCACGGCUUCUCUGAUUCUUCUCUGUGAGGUACGUGACGGGCCGGUCUCGCUUCCCAUUGAGGGUUUGAAAUCAGAUCAAUGUCAUACACAUAGUUCUUCAGACAGCCUAAUCCUUCAUACACUGAAUCAUCAAACUCUUGCACAGUAUUCACUCGAGUUAUCAACUGUUGAGCAAUACAUGUUUCUUUGCCAAGCACUGGCACCACAGGCUCUGCAACUACUUUAAACGUGAUAUUAUCAUUCCUGUUUUUAAUUUGACAUACUGGGUUAAUUUCACCGAGUACUUUCAAUCGGUGAUUUGAAAACGAUACGAGAUAUUUCGUUUUAGAUGCACUUAAUUUGAUUCCUAGUUGUUUAACUAAAUAUAGAGGAACAACAUUGCAGUGGGCGCCUGAGUCAAGCUUUACCGAAAAUUUUUUAUUGUUUAUUUUCACCACUUCAAACCAAUCCUUUUCCUUCCCCGAAUUUUCCACCAAUCCAAUAAACAACUCAUCCGAAUCUUCGUCGGUUUCUUGCUCAUUAUCCUGUGAUGCUUGUACAGCAUGUACAACACCUUUCGAUUUGCACAUAGCAGCAAAGUGAUUAGACAGUCCACAUUUGCGACACGCUCUACCGAAUGCCGGACAAGAACGUUUUUCGUGUUUUCUUCCACACUUUCUACAUUGGAAUACCUCUUCCUUAUCUUCUGCACGUACACCAGUCAUUUUUUUCUUUACAGUUUUAACCGCAUCCACAUUAGCUUCUCCAGACAAUGCCUUCGUUUGAAUUGUCGUCAAUUCGAAAUUACGACACAAUUCGAUUGUUUUUUGUAACGUUAAAUCGUCGUUUAAUAGCUGUGGCACUAACGCUGUAUACCGUAUUCCGAUUAUUAUUCGGUCUUUGACGAGCGAAUCAUGUAGUACACUAAAUGAGCACUUUUUUGCUUGCUCUUUCACACGGGUGACGAAACUGUCAAAUUGCUCAUCUUCACGUUGAAUGAUUUGAUUAAAAUUAUACCGUUCAAACGUAAUGCAUGAUUUUGGUGUAAAGUAUUCGUCGAAUUUUGCCCUAAUUACAUCAAUAUUGUUUUCAUCAUCUGGGCGUAGACCGAAGGUAUCAUGAUUCCGAACACAAUCUUCUCCGAUGGCGCUCAUGAACGUUGCCGCCUGCACUUCAUCGGACUUUUCUGUCAGUUGCGUUGCUGUCGAAAACCAUGUAUAUUGUCGAACCCAGCUUUUCCAUUGAGCUGCCAUAUUUUCUCCUAAUACUAUUGGUUUCGGCGGCUUCAAUCCCGUAGACGACGCCAUGUUGUCGGAUCACGAUAGAUCUCGUUUUUAUUUCACUAAAUUAACGCUUUGUCAUACGAUGUCACUCGCUACUUCAGUUUGCACUGAACAAUGAGUUUCUAAUAAGUGCUUCUAGCUAUCUCAAGCCGGUAUUUCCUCACGAAAACUAUGUUAAAAUUGGAUGAAUUUCGCGAGCGUACUUAUUUCUGACACCAUGUAAGUUGGGUGUGUUGUAUGGUAUGUUUAUUAUACUAGGUUGUAUUGUAUACAAAGGUAAAGAACAAGACAAUGUAAUAGAUAGGUCAAUCAAUACAAGUUACGACAAUACGUUACACAUCGUACCACGAACAGUUUGUUGUUCCUGUGAGAACUUGAGGGGAGGUCUCAGUAUUUGGUAUACCAGAAUUUUCCAUAACUUCAUCAUCAUUAGGAUCAGUAUGAGAUGAAAUUCCGAAAUGCGAAGCAACGAGCUUCCGUUUUAUACUCGAAAUUUCAUCGCUAAAUGAUCAAAUCAACAUUCUAUCAUCAAUAAAGUCUAUAUAUAAUGUGCUUAACUUUACCUCGUUUUAUGUUGUAUGAAAACGUUUUCGUUUUCAACCAACAACUCAUUGGGCGACUUGUAGAUAAGCUCGUAUUCUUGAAGAUUAAUUUCGGCCAUUUCAAUUUUGAUAGCGAAUGAAAACAACUAAAAGGGAUAAAAUGUCAAACUUGUAAAAUAUCAAAGCAGGCCGUAUCGUAGCUAGAGUACACACACAUUCAAACGAAAUCUCGAGUGCUCAAAACCGUUUUAUUGAUCAAGUUUCAGUGCAAAACACUGGCUCCGAACGAGUGUUCUCAAUGAAAAACGACAUUAGUGUCAGUAGGAUCCAUAGUACUAGCCAUGCAAUGAUUCUGUACGCUAAGAAUCGGCUGCGAAGUCUGUUGAAACAGAAAGGCCAAAUUCCACAAAAGGAAUGUAAUGCCAAGACUUUGCUUUCAAAAAAAAAAGUUGGAUGGCGGACCUGUACAAAACAUGAUAAUCAGUUUUGCUUAGUGGGUUAGUUUGUUCCAAACGACAUUUUGAUAAAAACAACAAAUAUUGUAGCUGUGCGUUCUUGUCAAUUUCUUGACAAACAAUUUCACAGUAAAUUUAAUUUGAAAAUUUUAAAUUUAAAUGAACUUUAGAUAAAGUUAAGAAUUGUUGCGUUUUGAAUUCUCAAACUUUUUAAUUGAAAUAAAUUACCAUAAAUUUAGCUACUCCAACUAACGCUUUUGUUUGUUCGAAAUCAUACAUAUUUGUUUGUUUUUAAGAAUAAUAUAAUUUUUUUCAAACUAAUUUACAAGGUAAUAUUUUAUACUACUUUCAUUUAGAUUUAUAUUCGUUUAAAAAUUCCUAAAAAAAAACAAUUAUUUUUAGUUUUGAUUUUUUCAAACAUUUAGCCGUUUUGUCAUUACCAUUGCUAGACAUCGAAUUAUUCACAUACCACAAUCAAGCCCUGGUUUAAUUUUUGUAGCAUCCAACGAUUCGAUGCACCAUCAGUCCGGUCAAGAUAGAGAUCCUACAUUAAAUAUACUUUGUAAAGAAAAUGUGUUAUGUAAUGUUAUGCAUUUUUCUAAGAUAUUGUUAAUGAUCAAUACAUACACUUGAAAUGUUGAAAACCCCAUAGGAAAUGAAAGAAGCCGAUGAAAUUUUACUUAUAAAACGCGUACAAACUUUAUUCGCGGAAGAAAAAAAUGCUUUGGUUUAUUAGCGCGAGAAAAAAAUUUUCUGGUUUAUAAGAAAUAAAACUAAUACGGUUGAUUCAAACAGUAAACUUAGUUGUGUCAUUACACAAAUAAGAUCACAGAUAAAUUGAACCAAUUUUUUUCUUGAUAUGAAGAUAUACCAGGAUUGAAUCAACAAGGACAUUGCCGAUAACAUUUACCUAUCUUCGGUUGACAUGUAAUAAAUAGUUUAUUUCAACAAUAAACUCAACCGGAACAAAUAUAUUUUGGCAAGACCAAAAUUUUAAUUCAAAUCAAACAAAGAUAAUUGUUUUUGUUGAAGAGAGUAAUUGAUUUGUAACAAUCAUAUUCUAGCUUGAAAUGAAAAUAAAUAAAAUUCAAAAAUCUGUUUUGUUAUUAGAAACACGCUCAAUUUCUCUGUAUGUGCAAUUUUCAAACGGAAGAAUAAUUCAUAAUUAUUUGAUUCAAAGGAAAUCUAUCAUUCCAAAUUUUACACAACCAGCAAACAAUUUUCUCGGUAUUUUUUGCACUUAGGAUUCAAACGUAGUGAGACACAAUUAGUUUCGAUUAUUUCGUAUCAAUUAUUAGCCAUGUUACAUUCUACUUGAUGAGAGAUAUUAGAAAUAGUUAUACCGUGAAAAUGAAAGCAUAAACUAUCGAAAAAAUUGAACGGUAAGCCAGAUUUAGAUUGAAAAAGAUUGCAAAGGCAACAUCUCACUUUUGCCACCCGCCGGGCCUUCGUAGCCUGGGGGUGUUUCCCGCGGACCCUCACGGACCGAAGAAUGCGGCCAACAUAGAAAAUUACCAUCGCCAUCUGGAAUCAUCUCAUCCUAAAUUCAAUUCACCGGCCACUACCGAUCGCCAGAUACUAUAUUACAUAAUGAUACUACUCUAGUUUUAAGUUAGACGAUAAUUAAGAUUAGUAAAUACCCUUGGCAUCUUAGAGCUUAAGCAGUGUGCCUUAAUAUUAUAUUAUAUUAUUGAAUAAAAAAAAAAUCUCACUUUUGGAAGGUUGGAUUUUUUUUUCAUAUAAGAUCAAGAUGGUAAUAUAUGAGGCGAUCUGAAAUUAUUGAUGGAAACCUAUCAAACGAAAAAUUAUUAAUUUUAUAUGGGGAGACAUCAUUGCGCACCGCACAAACUAUAAAUAAACGGUGCCAUUCAAUCGAGUAACAUCUGAGUACGGUUUCAAUCUUUCAAAAUGCACAUGAAAAGACAAUGUUUUACUUAGUGUUAGAACAUAUGUAAAUAAACAGACAUUCAUUGUUAUGUCACAUGAUAUAUUUAACAUUUGAUUCUACCAGAAACGGCAAACGAUACUACAACUCAAAAUAUUGGACAUGGUGUUUGCCGUUUGGGCCAAGUAUAUUCCAAAAAAAAACCUUAUCAUUGCAUAGAUAUACGUGGUUCUGAAUUACCAGUGUUCAAUUGGUCGUCUGGUAUGGGAUGUACGUAACAUGUAAGUCAAAGCGUAACGAUUCAGAAUUUUGUAUGUUAUUCAGCAGUUUUGUUGUUACGGCAUUAACUUCUCAUGCAAUCCUAUAUAACUAAAGUGUUUUACAUGAUUAAGGGUCUUAAACGGAAACCAAACAAAAACAAACAAACAAAAAAUAACACGAAGGAAAAUCAUGACAUAUGUUUAACAAUGAUAUAUUUGUUCUAUUACUUUCUCAUGA